AUGUCGAAGAUGGCUGACAUCAAGAAGAAGAACCAGCAACUAGAGCAGGCCAUCGGCAUCGAGCAGGAGGAAGGCGCUCGCGGCUUCAUCGAUAGAUGGAUCAAGGCUUGUGAUGAUUAAGGCUUGUGCCGCUUACUCAACAUACUAACUCAUAAUAUUCAUCUUAACAAGUAGAGGCAUCUUGGAACACGAACAACACUAAGGGUUAUUUUGUUGUAAGGGAAAAUGGCUACCAAGAACAAGAUGCCCUUCAGGAUGAGCAUCGGUAAGGUCUAAGACGAAGUGAAUCGGGCUCGGUUGGAGUGUCGACGCAUGUUCGAAGAGAUCGAGUCAGUUAGGAGACAACGCGAGAUCUUCAAACUGAACUACCAGACUGAAGUAGCCUCACACGUGGCAACCUGCUAUAGGGCGCUGCGGUUGACAGCAACGGUGGACGAGAAGGACGUGAUGGCCGCUUUACAGCCUGGCUUGCAGGAUUUAGCUCAAGAUGUGGAAAUGGCGGUGGCGGACGAUGGAGAAGGGCCAUUAGAUCCAGAUUUUAGAGAGCAGAUGGCCGAUAGAUCAAACGUGAACCCAGAUAAUGUGCCGAGAGUGGGCGAUGGUAGAAAUCUCUAUUUCUUGGAGAAUUUCAUGUUCGGUCGGAUGCUUUUGAAUUGAGAAAUAUAAUUACAAUUAGAGAAUCAAUGGUAAUCGCUUUCUUACGAUGAGCCUCUAUCAGUCCGUAGAAUUAAUAUCCUGAUUUGUCCACACUCACUGCUUUUUCGUGAUGGAUUAUUUUCAUCUGACACCCAUAAAACCAGAUAUGUCCCGGACGACCAAAGUUCUAGAGCAGCAGCGCAAGGAACUUGAGUCUUGGUUAGUCGACUAUGUCCAGGACGAGGAAGAUUGGCUUAGACAGCGCAGAGACCAGAAGAAGGAGUUGACCAACUUACGGGAUCAAGUGCAGCAGCGAAAUCAGACGCCUGCCAUGUACCAGGUCGAACAAGCCAGUGGCGAAGUCGUUAGGAUACGCGGAGACGGCUCUCUUGCCAUCCCAACCUCAGCGCAAAAAGAUGAACAAGCUAUUGCUACUAGUAAACCGAGCACGCGCAUUCCUCCGGGUGCGAUGAAGCGGAUGUCUCAGCAAGGCCCGGUGAAGACGCCGUUUGACCCGACGGGCAUGUUGUACAAGCGGCAACCGAAGCCAUCGCCAAACAAAUUACGCGGCACAGGUCUACAGCAGCCGCGUUCUUCAGGAAUUCAGCCAGGCUUUGACCAUAAGACUGGCCUUUUGGUCACAGGCGGAAGUAGUUCUAGUACAGCAGGGAAACCGCCACGGAGUGCAACUAGAAGUCGAGGCGGCACUGGCGCAGGAGGUGGUUUGACACGAGACGCGAUGUCACCAGAUGGAAGAGAGCAAGCUGAUCAUGCUGGUGAACAUCCAACUACAGGUCUAGGAGGCAGCUUAAGUCCAACGAAACGUAUGGAUUCGAGUGGAACAGAUUUCAAGACUGUGAACCAGAUGGGUCUGAGAAGUACGACUGGCUUUAGCAAAUUGAAAGAGAAGCGGAAGAGGAGUUACCUGCGAGACGACGAUGAAAAUGUCUUUAUACCUUCAGUGGAUCCUCCAGAUGGAGUGAAGCACUUUGGGGUAUAGAUUUGAGAUUUUUGGAGGCGUCGUGUCCUUCAUGUCGAUGACAAACUCAUAGUCGAUGUUGAAGCCAAGCCACGACUCACUGUUGGAUCCUAUAUUCUUGACUAUGACUCUAUAACUAUAUCCAUUUAUUUUGCCAGCCAUUUCAAAAGUCUACCUGUCCAUUCCAACCUUCAACAGCCCCGAAAGCAAGCUUCGCCUAAGCCGUCUCCGCGCAGUGGCCAACGUGGUGUACCGCCAGACUACGCCGAAGACAACGCAGAUACGCAAAUUCCACCUCAUGGGUUUGGGGGUGAGGGUGUCCAUGGAAGGACCAUCCAUAUGGACGGGAGCUUCGAGAGACGAGACUGGCGCACGUUCAUAGACUGGAGAACGGAAAGCACAGAAAUGCCACCGGAAGUUAUGGGAUGACAUGCACUUAGCAGUGAUCCUAAAAUUUUGUACUAUUUCUAGUAGACAACACCUAGAAUGAAUGACGCUCAAUCACGUUCAGGUAAUUUGUAGUGAUCAAAAGAAGUGUUUCGUUGUAGCAAAAAUUGAUCUACAUCGAGUUAAGGAUCUCUCUAAUGUCCGCGACCCAAAGAGAGCGCACAUGAGUACGAUGUCUCCGGAUCUUAUCCCUGAGAAUUGGAGUCGGAAAGAAGACCGUAUUCCCAAGGACUGGGAUGUUAAUCAAGAGCUUUCUGACCUCCGUGCCGAACAGGCAGAGCUGAGACUCCAGCGGGAGAUGCAAGAUGCGGAUCGAAGGGGAAAUUUGCAGAGACAGUAUGCUUCACGCAAUAGUCCUAGACCCAGGCAGGCAGAUCGAGCGCCUAGGUUCCGCGACAAGAGUCCGAACGAGAAGUCGAGAACCUCUAUAGUGCGGCAUAAUGGUGUGAUGGGAGACGAGAACCCAUUAGCGGAGGCUCAGGGUUUAGGUAUCAUCGAGCAAAUGGUUCUAGAAAGAGCACCACCGAAUGCGAAGCCUCGAGACAUAAGGAAUACGCUGAACGAACUGCAGGCAGAGUUUCCGCAAAUAAAAGACGAACCAAUAUUGGGAAGGCCAGGUCGGACGAAAAAAGUCGGGAAAGAAGAAAGAGUGAAGCCAGUGUUAUGAAGAAAUUCUAGCUCAAGAAACGCGGCAUUAAUAGAGACCGAAUCUUCUGAUAGUCUUUUUACUUGUUGUUGUAACUAAUCACACAGAUGAACCGCAAGCGCUUAGACCACGAGCAAUUCCUCGGGACAAUGUAUCUUCUUGUUCUUCUUCCACAUAAGUACAACCACUAGCUCUAACGGCCGCCGACAGCGACAGUGGUGCCGAAAGCGUUGCUAGGAAUCCGCGUGCUGCUGGUGCGGUCCCAAAAAUAGGUCAGCUCGACGAAAAUGGAGACCCUGUGGAAGAAGCUUUGCCCAAGCCGCUAUCCAGGGAAACGAUCAAUACCUUGAAGGAGACCGAUCAAGAUAGGUCAAAUCAAGUCAGCGAAAAAAUCAUGCAAAGGGACUACAAACAAUCUCUAGAAAGUAUAGAGGAGGACAAAAGACAGACGAAGGAAAGAGAAAAGCGGAAUGAAGAAGCAUUGGGGAAUCUGCAGGAAAGGUACGAGAAAGAUGCGGUGUUAAGGAAGCACUACACCGGGGGGAAAUGGAAGCCGCCAUAAGCAGUAUUUUUGCGGAAACAGUAGUACACUGGAGGGAAAUGGAAACCGCCGUGGGUGGCCUUCAUAUUUAUGGGGGGAAAGAAGGGGUGGUUAAAAAGUUUUUCUUUUUGCUCUUCAUGUUCAUCGUUUUUAAUAAUUAUCAUAUUGCAUAGAAAACUGUGCAUGUUCUUCCUCAUUAUUUUCAUAAUUUGUCAUGUCCGCCUGGGGGGGUAUUUUUGCCUUCAAUGUACUUAUUCGACUACACGUCGUCGAAGUGGUGAAUGGUUAGUUUCGUAGUCUUACCGUCUAGUCGUCUGAGCAAAAAAGAAAAACCUCAAGUCAAAGUCAAGCGCAAACCUAGAAAAAAAGCUUUUAAAUGUCUAUUCCAGUAAACAAAAAUUACAUGUU
Amoebophrya sp. A25 is the source of this 3657-nucleotide messenger RNA. The record is from the annotation of a GenBank genome assembly. Lineage: Eukaryota; Dinophyceae; Syndiniales; Amoebophryaceae.